AUGAUUAUUGACAUUCCAGUAUGUCGACUUGAAUGUGCUGAACGUAAUGAAUUUGUUGCUGUACGAGCAUAUCUCAAGCAUAAUGUUGCAUCGAUAGGAUUUUGUCGUAAUAAAACUAGUAGUGGUGCUCGAUCAUUUAUUGUGCCAUUCACUUGCCAUCGUAAUAUUGGUAUCUGGGAACCGGAUAAUGCGGAUAGUGAAGGUGUGACAGAAUUCCGUGUGCCAUGUCCGGAAAUUGUACAUUAUCCACUUGAGAAGUUGAAAACAUGUCCUGAAAGUAUGUAA
Molecule: messenger RNA, 285 nt
Organism: Cercopithifilaria johnstoni
Lineage: Eukaryota; Metazoa; Nematoda; Chromadorea; Rhabditida; Onchocercidae
Source: the annotation of a GenBank genome assembly